CGGCUUUUGAAGGGGUUAAAAUGAAUAGAAAUAUAGGUGUGGUGAAGAGCAUAUGGAGUGGCGUGUCCAAGAGACUUGUGCAUUACAAAGUCACUCCCAAAAACUAUCCAAAAGUGAAUAUAAAAGACGUUGAACUUGAAAAACCAAGAUACGGAUUCAGAAAGGAGAGACCAGCAUUACUUUCACAAGAAAUCACCGAUACUUUAUAUCCAUCGGCAGAUAUCAAGCAGGCGUACCUUGAAGCCGGAAAGCCUGUUCCAAUAAGAUACAGAAACAAUAGUGAUUUGAUUGCCAAAAGACAUUAUGAGAAUUAUAAAGAAGCUAUUGCAACUGGAGAAGCCCAUUUCAGAAUCGGUGAAAAUGAAGUUUAUUUACCAAAGGCAAGGGUUGUUUUAUUGAAACCAAGUGCCAAACAUACCCCAUAUCAAGCUAGAUUUUUAGUUCCAAGAAAUUUCAAUAAGAUGGAUUUAAGAGAUUAUUUAUGGAAUCUUUACGGCUUAAGAGCAUUGAAUGUUACUUCACAAUUAUCACCGGUUAAAUUAAGUAGAACUGGGGCAGAUUACUCUACUUAUAGAAGACCACAAGUUAAGACCAUGACUAUUGAAAUGGAUGAACCAUUUGUUUGGCCAGAACAUGCUAAAGAAAAAAUUGAUCAAUAUACGAAACAAGCCAAAUCUCAAAAAGAUGCUAUUAGAAAGAAGGCACUUGGUGGUAUGCAAGAACUCAAUGAAAGUAAGGCAUUUGACGGGUUAUAUAAGAGACCAGAAUUGGUUAACACCUUUGUUCCCAAGAGACUUAAGAAACAAGGAUCCUCAAUUGUUCAAGAUUAUAAAAAACACUCCGAAUCCAAACAAGAUAAAGAACUUCUUUCUAACUAUCUUGGAUUAUAAAUUUCCUCUUCAUGUAUAUAAGUUAC
This is a messenger RNA of Hyphopichia burtonii NRRL Y-1933, 916 nucleotides long. It is a transcript of the gene MRP20, whose product is annotated as mitochondrial 54S ribosomal protein uL23m. Gene Ontology annotation, biological process: mitochondrial translation. Gene Ontology annotation, cellular component: ribosome; mitochondrial large ribosomal subunit. NCBI's taxonomy places the organism in Eukaryota, Fungi, Ascomycota, Pichiomycetes, Serinales, Debaryomycetaceae. The record is from RefSeq and is a predicted model, not a curated record. The transcript has a single exon. Gene Ontology annotation, molecular function: structural constituent of ribosome. Bases 21 to 890 code for a protein of 289 amino acids.